Magnolia sinica is the source of this 900-nucleotide messenger RNA. RefSeq lists its product as uncharacterized. The record is from RefSeq and is a predicted model, not a curated record. Bases 1 to 900 code for a protein of 299 amino acids. The transcript has a single exon. Lineage: Eukaryota; Viridiplantae; Streptophyta; Magnoliopsida; Magnoliales; Magnoliaceae.
AUGUCCAAAUCCAACUUCUCAAAAACCUCCCAUUUCCCAUCUCUCCUUCUCCAAGACAUCCUCUCCUUAUUCUCUUUCAUACACUCCCACCCUCUUUACUUCGCAUAUCUCAUCUUCUUCUUCCCUUACAUCCUCCAUCUCCUCUCCUUUCUCUACCCUCUCCUCCUCUCCACCUCUCUACUUCUACUCUCUCUCCUCACCAUCUCCCCCCAUCUUGACACUCCCCCACGAUGUGGGUUCCUCAUAAACACAUGCCAGGCAAUCCUCAAUGUCUUUAGGACAAAGCUUGACGGCGAUGAUGACACCUCCGAGUUAGGCCUCUUCGAGCCCCUGGCAUCAAUGGCCUCGGAGCUCGAAGCCUGCAUGGGGCCCCAUGCAGUGCCUGAGCUUGAAGCCCUCAUGGGGCCCCAUGCAGGAAGUGAGAACUCCCCAAGAAGUGAAGAGUUAGUUGAACGUUACUUGAGAGAAGACCCAACCAAGAUUGUCAUCGGCCUAGAUAGUAGAGAGAAUUUUACAGUGCCGGCGGGUCUUGAUUCUGGGAGAUUUGGGUCGAUGAGAAGAGAGAAAGAAUGGAAGAGGACAUUGGCAUGCAAGCUUUAUGAAGAGAGACAGACCGUGGACGGCAUUGAAGGUAUGGAUUCUCUCUGGGAGGUUCAUGAGGUGGAUUCUGGCAAGAUCAAGGUGAAGAACAAGAACGAGAAGAAGAAGGGGAGGAGAAAAGGUGAAGUGGAAGAGGAGGAGGAAGAUGAAGACAUUGAUGGGCAGCUGUGCUGCUUGCAAGCUCUGAGGUUUUCAACUGGGAAGAUGAAUUUAGGAAUGGGGAGGUUGAAUUCAAUGAGGAUUUCCAAGGCAUUUAAAGGAAUUGGGUUGUUUGUGAGGAGAGAAAGGAAAAUUCCUUAG